UCCAACAAAUGUCCAGAGAACUGGAAGAAGAGCCUAGAAGGUUAAGUAGAGCUCUUGUGAGAACAUGAAUGUUGGAGGGAGUGCCUAUCAGAGUAUAUGGGGGUUUGAUAAUUCAAGUUGCCUGGAGAACUUGCCCUGAUCAAACUCCCUUACAAAGUCUUAACUCAUUUUAUGCUUUCAGGUUUAUAAAACUCCUUCUUUCACCUGUAACCUAGUGAGUUUCCUACUGCUUGGGCCAAAUGAUUUCUCAAUCUGAAAGCCAUUUCUGCAAGGGAACUGGGGACAAGUCACUUGAAAUGCAGCAGCCAAGAGACUUCCUCAUCCUCUAAGAAGUGACAUACCCUUCUGAAGAAUGAUUCCCAGAAGAGUGACUCAUGAUGGGCCUGGCAGGAGCCAUCUGGGUCCAGUGACAAGAUAUAGACCAGGACGACUGGAGAUGACCCUGGAUGUGGUGUUCUAUGGAAGGAAAUGAGAGAUCCCUGGGGAGAGGAAUCAGGAAGUAGAAAGUCAUCUCCCAGCACAAUGAACACCACUGAUAAAGAAAACUCAUCUGACCUUACAGAAAUAGAAGAUACAUCAGAGAUAAUAGAAUCAUCAAAGACAGAGGAUAUUGCUGAUGCCACACAGAACGUGGUGAAUGCCGAGAAAAAUUCAUUUUUUUGCCCGCUCUCAAAAUUGCUUUUAUCAGCUGACGCUUUGAUAAAGGAAAACGAAAAAAUCCAUAACUUAAGAAAACAUGAUAUUUCCAUUACAGAAGCAAAGAACUAUCUUCUUCAAGUCUUAAACAUCAUAUCACUAGAAACACUGAGUCAUAGAGUGCCAACAGAGUUUGCUCAGCCUAUUGCUUUCAAAGGCAAGUGUCAUAUUUCUGACCCAAAAGAAAUGAUUAAAAUCCUACACCGCACCUUAUUAGCAAUUAAUGGACCAGGAACAUUAACUGAAAACCGCUCAAUGCCUUCCAGAGCAAUUGCCUUGAUGAACAAAAUUUCCCUGCCAAUGCACAUUUUUCCUUAUGAGAUGCUUGCCCAUCAUUGUCUCCCUUUCUUGUUACCUUUCCUAAUAAGAGAUGACAUUCUGAAUGAGAAGAUUUUCUGUAGGAUAGUCCUUUUCAACAUCGUUCUUCCCAAAGGGAAAGUCUUCAGGCCGCAAGCAAAGAGACAAAAACAUUAUGAAAAAUUGCUCCAUCCAGAAAAACAAUUCAUGGAUCUGAAAGACCUCCAGCGGAAAUAUUAUAAGGGCAUUUUGAAGUGGAAACGAAAGUCCCGGAUGCUGUUCAAAGACCCAUCUUUUGUUAUUGAAAAGGCAUUUGUACCAGAAAUGAUCUCACUUGAUUAUAAACCCACCGUCAUUUUUAAGCUGGUCAGAAGUACUGAUUUUAAUUCACCAUAAAGAGUGGGUUGUUUGUAUUAAGUAGAAUCUUACAUUAAAUAAAACAAUGCACAUC
This is a messenger RNA of Phascolarctos cinereus (koala), 1444 nucleotides long. RefSeq lists its product as uncharacterized. NCBI's taxonomy places the organism in Eukaryota, Metazoa, Chordata, Mammalia, Diprotodontia, Phascolarctidae. The record is from RefSeq and is a predicted model, not a curated record.